Molecule: messenger RNA, 448 nt
Organism: Acipenser ruthenus (sterlet)
Lineage: Eukaryota; Metazoa; Chordata; Actinopteri; Acipenseriformes; Acipenseridae
Product: 50 kDa spicule matrix protein-like
Exons: 2
Coding region: 1-402 (133 amino acids)
Source: RefSeq, a predicted model, not a curated record
AUGGUGGUCUAUGAGGGGAAACAGCCUGGCUUUAACAUUGGGGUCUAUGAGGGGAAACAUACUGUCUAUGGAGGGAAACAGCCCAGCUUCAACAUUGGGGUCUAUGAGGGGAAACAGCCUGGCUUUAACAUUGGGAUCUAUGGAGGGAAACAGCCUGGCUUUAACAUUGGGGUCUAUGAGGGGAAACAGCCUGGCUUUAACAUUGGGGUCUAUGAGGGGAAACAGCCCAGCUUUAACAUUGAGGUCUAUGAGGGGAAACAGCCUGGCUUUAACAUUGGGAUCUAUGAGGGGAAACAGCCUGGCUUUAACAUUGGGGUCUAUGAGGGGAAACAGCCUGGCUUUAACAUUGGGGUCUAUGGAGGGAAACAUUUGGGUCUAUGGAGGGAAACAGCCCAGCUUUAACAUUGAGGUCUAUGAGGGGAAACAGCCUGGCUUUAACAUUGGGAUC